CUCUCACCGUUUGCUGCAGCCGAAUUGAUACGUGCUCCAACUUUCCUUCUUCGUCUUCCUUGCAAUCGAACCCUAAGGUCCUGGGAUUGAACUUUUCCUCACAAUCAAUACUUCUCGGUUUGGUUUGGACUUUGGAGCAAUUAUGCAGUUCUCCUGUGGGUUUGAUGACAGAGGUAACAUCACAAUCGCAAUGUCUAGAUGGAGUACUCGAAAUAUAGAGGUGAUUGACCCGGGUCACUUAUCGGAUGGUGGAGGAUUUCCUGGCCCCCUAAUCUCAUACCACGAGCUUGAAGCUUCAUUGGGAAAGAGGAUUUUUGCAAGAGAUUUAUAUUUCUUUGACGGCUUCAAGUACAUGGUGGUUUUCCCACAGGUGCUAGAAGGGGAUCGUCCAACCAAGAAUCAUAUGUCUUCAGUUUUCCGGGUGUUCAAGAAAUUGUGGCGUGAUGCUGGGGAAUUCAUCGUGGGUAACAAGGUUCUUGGUGUUGGCCUUCUGGGGGUGCUCUGCCUAGGUGUUGUGAAGAGUGAAAUCUUAGGCAGUGUUUGGCUUGUGGGGUUGAUAACUGGGUCAAUAUAGUUUACUCUUUUUUUUUUAAUAAUGUCUGCAAAGUAGCUAUACAUACACUUUUGAGGACAUAUGGUUGUUUCCAUAAUCUAUUGCUAUGGUUUUCUUGUUAGUGCUUAUGUUUCCAUAGUUUUAUGCCACUACAUUUUUAUUUUCUAAACGGUUAAUGAGUUUGAUUUCUUACACAUCUUCUCUCCACCUUGUCUUUGAGAAUCACGCACACGACUGAAUAAAUUUUGCUAAGAAAGGUAACAACUCUGG
Molecule: messenger RNA, 823 nt
Organism: Cuscuta campestris
Lineage: Eukaryota; Viridiplantae; Streptophyta; Magnoliopsida; Solanales; Convolvulaceae
Source: the annotation of a GenBank genome assembly